Apaloderma vittatum (bar-tailed trogon) is the source of this 1095-nucleotide messenger RNA. RefSeq names its product nuclear factor of kappa light polypeptide gene enhancer in B-cells inhibitor, alpha (gene NFKBIA). The record is from RefSeq and is a predicted model, not a curated record. The annotation marks the transcript as partial. NCBI's taxonomy places the organism in Eukaryota, Metazoa, Chordata, Aves, Trogoniformes, Trogonidae. Gene Ontology annotation, molecular function: protein binding. The transcript has 5 exons.
UUUUCUUCACUUGGCGAUUAUUCACGAGGAGAAAGCCCUGAGCCUGGAGGUGAUCCGGCAGGCGGCCGGCGACUGCGCUUUCCUGAACUUCCAGAACAACCUCAGCCAGACUCCUCUUCACCUGGCAGUGAUCACCGAUCAGCCUGAAAUUGCUGAGCAUCUUCUGAAGGCUGGAUGCGACCUGGAAAUCAGAGACUUUCGAGGAAACACCCCCCUGCACAUUGCCUGCCAGCAGGGAUCCCUGAGGAGCGUCAGUGUCCUCACGCAGCACUGCCAGCCACACCACCUCCUCGCUGUCCUGCAGGCGACCAACUACAACGGACAUACAUGUCUCCAUUUGGCAUCUAUUCAGGGAUAUCUGGCUAUUGUUGAAUACUUGCUGUCCUUGGGAGCAGAUGUAAAUGCUCAGGAGCCGUGCAAUGGCAGAACGGCACUACAUUUGGCUGUCGACCUACAGAACUCAGACCUGGUGUCGCUUCUGGUGAAACAUGGGGCGGAUGUGAACAAAGUGACCUACCAAGGCUACUCACCCUAUCAGCUCACGUGGGGAAGAGACAACUCCAGCAUCCAGGAACAGCUGAGGCAGCUGACCACAGCCGACCUGCAGAUGUUGCCAGAAAGUGAGGAUGAGGAGAGCAGUGAAUCGGAGCCUGAAUUCACAGAGGAUGAACUUAUGUAUGAUGACUGCCUUAUUGGAGGACGGCAGCUGGCGUUUUAAAGUCGAGCCUUCUGUGAAAAGAAGUGACUGUGUACAGAUGUGUAGAAAAGGACUGACUUUCUUCAUUUAAAAAGAAAGUUGCAAUGUGGAGGGAAAAACCAGGAGGGAAAUACUACACUGCCCGGCAAGGAGCACGUAGUUUAAACUGGAUGGUUCCAGGUUCUAGCCUGUGUUUAAAUACAGGAGCGGGAUGUGUAAUGUCAGUAGAGAUCUGUGACUAUUCACAACACCUGAUAAAGAGCUACAUAGCCAGUCUUCUCAACCCUGCGAACAGACCACGUGUCCAGCCUGCUAGUUACAGAGAGCUCUCUUGUGGCUUUAAGUACCACGAGGAACACGUGUCUUCUCGUGGCAAGGAAGGCUCAUACCAGCACCCC